Messenger RNA from Exserohilum turcica Et28A, 764 nucleotides. RefSeq lists its product as uncharacterized. The transcript has a single exon. NCBI's taxonomy places the organism in Eukaryota, Fungi, Ascomycota, Dothideomycetes, Pleosporales, Pleosporaceae. The record is from RefSeq and is a predicted model, not a curated record. Bases 1 to 492 code for a protein of 163 amino acids.
AUGAGCGGAUCCUCUAGAGCAGACCUGGCUGCCGCUGCAACUUCAACGGUCCUUACAGCCGACCAAAUCAUGAAAGCCAUCGAGGCCAGCCAUGAGGGCAAAGAAGCCCACGCUAAAAAACAUAUCGGCUAUGCUGCCAUUGGUGCCGCAGUCGCAGUCGGCGCGAUGGAGCUCUUUCGACGAGACGAGCUCGACAGGCAGGGCAAAGACGAAGACGACGACAAUGUCGUAGUCCUGGGCGAACACAACAAGUGCGGUCACCACCACCACGAUCAUGAUUCACAUGUCCUUCGCGUCGAUCCAAAGUGCUCGAAGGAUCACGUACCCCCAGGACACUCUCGACGGCUUGCAGAAGAGAUUAUUGGUGCCUAUUCUCUAGGCCAAGAGAUUAUGGGGAACAAAAAGCACCAUGUAGCCCAUGUUGUGGCAGAGGCUAUUGGAGCGAUUGCUGCGAUGAAGGAUACGAGAGACCACGUCAGUGGCGUAGAGUGAGAUGCACAUUGCGCCUCUCAUGCAGUUUGACGCCUCUUGCUUCUCCAGCUUUUGAUCAUUUCUUAAGUGGCUUUUUGUUGAGCGAGUUGCCGUAACUUAGUUUCGUACCUCAAUGCCAGUUUGAAUAAUAAAUUACCAAUGGAAGUUUUCUCACUUAAUUCCAGAUGUCGGACCCUUUAUCUAGUUUAGCUUUUAUAUCUCUAACUUUUACUUGACUAGAAGUGUAUAUAGAUGCAGUUUCAGUAGAUGUGAAUGGCUUUUGUUGGAUGGCU